UCAUCAGCUAGAAGUGGUGUCUGAAGGAAUAUGCAUCGCAGCAGAUUUGACACAACCAAGAAAGGUCGAUUUUACGCAUAAAAUAUUUUAAGAUGAAAUUUAAGACAUUUAUUUAACUGGAUCGAACUGAAGAAAACCCGAUCACGUUUAUCUACUAAGAAACCCGUCAAAUGCUCGUUUCACAAUGACAGGAGUGAGACAAAGACGCCGUCUGAUCUGUUGGUGGAUUCCUGGGAUUUUGUUGCUCUGCUCUGUGGAUAUGAUUUUGGCUCAGCUUAAAUACUCUGUGCCUGAACAUGUUAAUGUAGGAUCCUCUGUUGGAAAUGUUGGCAAGGAUUUAGGAUUUGACAUCAGCACUUUGAAAAGCAGACGACUCCGCAUUGUAUCUGGUCAGAAUCCCUCUCUGUUUGAAUUAAAUCAGAACAAUGGAGUGUUGCACGUCGCGCAAAAUCUGGAUCGGGAAGAACUCUGUGACGGAAAAAAGGUUUGUUUAAUAAACCUUAAAAUUGCUAUAGAAAGCCCACUUGAAAUACAUUAUGUCAGCGUAGAAGUAACUGAUGUUAACGACCAUUCGCCUUCUUUCCCCGAAACUGAGCAGCGGCUGGAAAUAGCAGAGAAUACUCCUCCCGACACUCGGUUCCAGAUUCAUGCAGCCAGGGAUCCGGAUUUUGGCAUACAAUCUGUUCGAUUGUAUAGGUUGAAUCAAAAUGAAUAUUUCGAUAUUGAAGUCAAGCAAAGUGAGGAGGACAAAAUACCAUUUUUGGUGCUUAAAAAGCCGUUAGAUAGAGAACGCAAAGUAGAGCAUAAUUUAACAUUAACUGCUCUAGAUGGGGGAACACCACCCCGAUCUGGAAUUCUUAAUUUAACUAUAACUGUAUUGGAUGUAAAUGAUAACCGCCCUGUGUUCAGCAAAGACACCUAUACUGUGUCUUUAAAUGAAAAUGCUCCACUCGGAACUAUUGUAAUUAAAGUAAACGCAACAGAUUCAGACGAUGGUACAAACGGUGAAAUUGAGUACACAUUUGGAAAAACGCAAAAGAAAAAAGUGUAUGAUAUUUUUGAGCUAGAUAGUUUAACUGGUGAAAUUCGAGUGAAAGGGAAAGUGGACUACGAGGAGACGGAGAUAUAUAAGUUAGAUCUACAGGCUUCAGAUAGAGGCCAACCACCAUGGACAGGUGAGAGCCGAGUUAUAAUCAAAUUAAAUGAUUUAAAUGACAAUAAACCCGAAAUAGAAAUAACAUCACUGUCGAGUGAAAUACCUGAGGAUUCAAAGCCCGGCACUGUCAUUUCGCUCAUCAGUGUGAUAGACAGAGACUCGGGUGUGAAUGGAAAAGUAAUUUGUAAAGUAUCGGAAAAUGUUCCAUUCUAUUUGACGUCAUCUAUUGAAGAGAAAUGUGUACUCCUUAGUAACAAAGGAGACUUUAGAUAGAGAAGCUGGAAUCUCAUUAUACCAUCACGUUAACUGCCACAGACUGUGGAGAACCCAGACGUUCAGCGGUGAAGACAUUAGAAAUUCAGGUGUCAGAUAUAAAUGACAACAAGCCAGUGUUCAGUCAGAAUCCAUUUGAAAUAU
This is a messenger RNA of Cyprinodon tularosa, 1573 nucleotides long. Its product is annotated as protocadherin alpha-13-like. The record is from RefSeq and is a predicted model, not a curated record. Gene Ontology annotation, cellular component: plasma membrane. Gene Ontology annotation, molecular function: calcium ion binding. The transcript has a single exon. Bases 185 to 1429 code for a protein of 414 amino acids. Gene Ontology annotation, biological process: homophilic cell-cell adhesion. NCBI's taxonomy places the organism in Eukaryota, Metazoa, Chordata, Actinopteri, Cyprinodontiformes, Cyprinodontidae.